AUGAAAGUGGGCGAGCGGUUUGCGAGCGAGGCGCAUGCGCCGGUUUUGGUCAUUCCGGGACUCGGCGGAUCUCAACUGAACGCGACGUUGGCCAAACCACAUACUGUCCACGUGUAUUGCACCAAGAAUCAAGGCUCGCAUCUGCAAUGGUUGAAGAUCUCGUCGUUGGUCGCGUCUCGCGAUUGCUUCUUUGACAACAUUCGCCUCGUCUAUGAUGACGUCGACAACGUGUACUACGACUCGCCAGGCGUGACCAUCACACCUGUGGGCUACGGAACGAUGGAUGGCGUCAACUCGUUGGACAAUGAGUUUGGCUUUCGCUCCAUCACCACGUACAUGGCAAAGCUGACGGCGGCCUUUACCGCUGCCGGCUACCCCGAGUGGUUCUCGGCGACCAUGGACAUGAUUGAGGAGAUGUACACCGAGGCCAACGGGACGCAGGUCCACAUCCUGGGCCAUUCGAUGGGCGGGGCCAUGGGCUCUUAUCUUUUGGCGAACGCGGAUCCGGCGUGGAAGGCCAAGUACGUGGCGUCGUUCAUUCCCAUGGGCGCACCACUCGGCGGCGCGCCUGGCGUCCUCAAGGCGCUGAUAUCGGGCGCUUCGGUCGGCAUGACCUUCUUCAACAUCUCUCUGGUCAAGCCGCAUGACUUUGCGGUUGCCAUCCGCAAUUGGCACGCCGCGGUGGCCGACUGCAUCGUGACCGACGCCUCGACAGGAGUCUGCUAUGGGCUCAACAACAUUAGUCGGCUGUUUGUCGACGCCAACGCGACGUCGACGGCGCAGAUCUACAGCCAGACGUUGCUGUUGGAUCUCGGGACAGCGCCGCCGGGCGUCCCGGUCCACUGCCUGAUCGGUAACUCUGUGGAGACCGAGGUAGCGUUCUCGUAUCCGUCUGGGCUUGGGCAGCAGCCAGCAGCGACAACGACCAUGGAUGGCGAUGGCACGGUGCCGGGCACCUCGCUGCGGGUGUGCGGCCAGUGGGGUGCGCGCCAGUCUGCGCCGGUCGAGCUGCGGACGUUCGACAAGGCCGAGCACGGCGCUAUGCCGGGCAACCCAGAGAUCCUCGACUACCUGCUGCAAAUUGUGACGACAUCAUAA
Molecule: messenger RNA, 1098 nt
Organism: Thecamonas trahens ATCC 50062
Lineage: Eukaryota; Apusomonadida; Apusomonadidae
Product: group XV phospholipase A2
Exons: 3
Coding region: 1-1098 (365 amino acids)
Biological process (GO): lipid metabolic process
Source: RefSeq, a predicted model, not a curated record